Messenger RNA from Eruca vesicaria subsp. sativa (arugula), 578 nucleotides. NCBI's taxonomy places the organism in Eukaryota, Viridiplantae, Streptophyta, Magnoliopsida, Brassicales, Brassicaceae. The record is from the annotation of a GenBank genome assembly.
AUGGGGAGAAAGAAGGGAUUGCCGGAGUUCGAAGAAACGGCGCCGGAUGGGUUUGACCCAGCGAACCCGUACAAGGAUCCGGUGGCGAUGGUGGAGAUGAGAGAGCACAUCGUCAGGGAGAAGUGGAUCCAAAUCGAGAAGGCUAAGAUCUUGAGGGAGAAGGUCAAAUGGUGUUACCGCGUGGAAGGAGUCAACCACUACCAGAAAUGCCGUCUUCUCGUCCAGCAGUAUCUCGACUCCACUCGUGGCGUUGGAUGGGGAAAAGACCACCGUCCUAUCUCCCUUCAUGGUCCCAAGCCUGAGGCUGUUGAAGCUGAAUAAUAAUGCUUUGCGUCUGAUCAGUUUGAGAGGUGAGGAACUUGUUUUGGGUUUAUGUUUCGUGUUGUUUACAACUACAAGCAUUGUUUUUUUUUAAUUACAUCUGUUCGAUAAACUAAAAGAGUAUUGUAAGAAAUAUUUGGGAUUUCUGGUUCUUGUUAUGGUUGAAAUGAUAAUUGUGUGAUGCUUUAUGGAUUAUUAAGGUUUUCUUCAGAUAUGAAACUCCUUCAUACUUGUCUGUACUAGAAGUAUGUUACCAG